AGGCUUUUAAAUAAAACUCGUUAGCUUGUCCAUUAAUUUUUAGUCUCCUUUAAACCUCGAAUUAAAAAAAAAAAUUAACAAUAUGAGACUUGCAGACUUUUGUAUUUUCUUCACCCUCUGCCUCUUUCAGGUGAAAAGCGAUUUAAUAACUGACUUCGGUAAGACAGUGAACGAGGCAGUCAAGAAAGUUGUCAAUAAUGAACAAGAAUUUGCGGAUUCUGUUAUUCAAAUGUUGAGCAAUUUAAAGGACUUGUCAAUGGACAUGAAUUCGAAAGCUCUACAAGCAACUCUCGACCAAGCGAACUUUGUUACUGAGAAAGCAAAAAUUGAUCAAACUGCUUGCAUUAAUUCGAAGAAAGACGAAUUCGGUGAAAAAAUUGUAAAAAUGUCUUUUGAUCUCGACUCAUGUGUACAAGAACCAAGAAAAAUUGGAAAUGAAAUUCGGGAAAAAUUACAAACAGCACAUGAGAAAACUUUGAAGAUGCAAGAGGAUAUGAAGGAAAUUAGUACCAGUUGUUCUAGUAAAAUUACAAAAUUAGAUGAAUGCAUUUCUCAAAAAAUAAGUGAUGCACAAAAAGAUUUGAAUAAUUUACUGGAGGCAGUGCAGAUAGACAGUAUUGCAGGCGAAACCAUAAAAUCGAAAAUCUUAAGUGAAUCAUUAAAAUGCAGUGCAAAAGUAUCGAGUGAAAUGUUUCAAAUUGCCAACGAAUUUCAGGGAUUUUUCAAAAAUUGUAUCGCAUAAAUAAUUUAUUUUGUGUAAAAGAAAUCAGAGAUUCGGGAGAAAUAAAUUUAUUUUAUAAAUUAUAAAUUUUAUUUAAUUUUGAAUAAACGACAAUAUUUUUGAA
Leptopilina heterotoma is the source of this 845-nucleotide messenger RNA. RefSeq lists its product as uncharacterized. NCBI's taxonomy places the organism in Eukaryota, Metazoa, Arthropoda, Insecta, Hymenoptera, Figitidae. The transcript has 4 exons. The record is from RefSeq and is a predicted model, not a curated record. Bases 83 to 742 code for a protein of 219 amino acids.